AUGGCUAGCAGCUCGCCGUUCCUGAACCCGAGCGCUCGCUCUCGGCCGGGAGACCUUGCCAUUGUCCUGCUCGCGCGCGACAGCUAUCAGCCGAUCACUCUCGAGCAGUCGACAGGUGUAGUGGACGGUUAUGUCGAGGGGAAAGUCUUGAACACGCGUUUUGGCUCAUUCCCGCACUCGACGUUUCUGGAUGUGCCUUGGGGUUCCCAGAUCCGAGCGUCGCAUGUCGACACAGGCUCGAGGGGACGCAAGCGCAAGCUGGAAGCGAGCGGCGAGGAUACCUCAAUACCAGGGGCAGAUGAUGAGACCAAAGACUCGGAGGCUGGAAAUCAACUCACGCGAAAGGCUGCGAGCGCACCGAGCGGCUUUGUACACAUUCUCAAACCAUCACCAGAGCUGUGGACGAGCGCCUUGCCACAUCGAACGCAAGUCGUCUACACGCCCGACUACAGCUACAUAUUAUCGAGGAUACGAGCGCGACCCGGCACGAGGAUUAUCGAGGCAGGUGCCGGCAGUGGCAGUUUCACCCACGCUUCGGUGCGAGCUGUGUACAAUGGACUACCACAGAAGCCGGAGGACAAGAAAGGAAAGGUUUUCAGCUUUGAGUUCAACGAGGACCGGUACCACAAGAUGCAGGACGAAAUUUUUGAGCACAAGCUAGCCGACAUGGUGCAUCUGACGCAUCGCGAUGUCUACGGAGAGGGUUUCUUGGUCGAGGGCAAGUCGCCUGAGGCCACUGCCAUCUUUCUAGAUCUUCCUGCGCCCUGGAAAGCUCUGAAGCAUAUCUCGAGACGGCGGCCGCAAAAAGACGGAGAGACGCCAAAGCCCGAUAACGGCGACUGGAUAUCGCCUUUGGAUCCUAAAAAGAGUGUGCAUAUUUGCACAUUCUCUCCCUGCAUCGAGCAGGUUAUGCGGACGGUGACGGAGCUACGAAGGCUGGGCUGGGUCGAUGUGGACAUGGUCGAAGUGGCACACAAGCGAAUCAACGUUCUCCGCGAAAAGGUUGGGCUGAACCUGCCGAACAAGAAAGGCUGCAACCUGACGCCGGCCAAUGUCAUGGAAUCCAUCGACAGGCUCAAGGUGAUCAACGAGAAGACAAAGGAUUUCAACAACGCUCAGAAAGAGAAGGACGGCGACGCCAUGGCAGUGGAUCCCAGUGACAGCGGCAAGGCGAACGGCAGGGAGGAAGAGGACGAAAAGCCGUGGGCGCAGGGCAGGGUCGUCCACCGCCCUGAGGGGGAGCUGAAGACACAUACAUCGUACCUGGUGUUUGCCGUCCUGCCUCGCGAGUGGAGCGAGGAGGACGAGGCCGCCGCCUCGGCCAAGUGGCCUUGCGGAAAGGAGACCAAGACGAUAGGCUCUGUCGACAAAGCUGCACGGAAGCAGGCCAAGCGGGAAUUGCACCAUAUGUACGAGAUGGAGAAGGGGCGGAAGCGGCAGAAACGAUCAGCGGGGGAGAAGCAGGCGAUUGGCGAAGUGACACAGACUUCGACGUAA
Emericellopsis cladophorae is the source of this 1497-nucleotide messenger RNA. RefSeq lists its product as uncharacterized. NCBI's taxonomy places the organism in Eukaryota, Fungi, Ascomycota, Sordariomycetes, Hypocreales, Bionectriaceae. The record is from RefSeq and is a predicted model, not a curated record. The coding region runs from base 1 to 1497 and encodes 498 amino acids. The transcript has a single exon. Gene Ontology annotation, biological process: tRNA methylation. Gene Ontology annotation, cellular component: nucleus; tRNA (m1A) methyltransferase complex.